AUGGCACCGCCAUUGGAUAUGACGCUGCGCUUCAGCAGAUCGCAGAACGAGAUGAAGUCAUUACAGGCCGUUGGGAUACUGGAUUAUCUGGAACAGGACUCGCGACCAACAUUCAUCAUAGACACAGAAAGUGCAGUUUACAACCUUCAGGGCAUGGUGAUUCCGUCUUAUACCAAUCCAGCCAUGGCGAAUAUUGACUCUGGAAGCCUGCUGAAUGCGCCCGUCAGACCUAGCGCGCUGGAUGCCCAGGAAGAAAUUGAUAUGGACUUUUCACAAUUCCGCAAAUGGGUUUUCAAUACCAAAUCAUCAACUCAACCUUUCACCUACCGUGACUUCAACUGGCUGAUAUUUUGUGUGGCAAAUCGAUGGAGCGUCAUAAGCGGAACCCCUUUGAAUUCGGCGCGUCUGGACAACAGCAUAAAUAUUGAAAGACGCGUAUUGGAGAGGACAACCUCAAGAUCAAAAAUCCCCACAUUUGACUGGACCGAUGAACUUCCUCCUCUACGUUUAUCAGCACAUGCAUCAUGGGCUCGCAGCAUAGAUUGGGCUGCGACAUCAUUGGGACCCAUGUCUUCAUGGUCGGCCCAGCUCCGCAGCAUUGCCAAUCUCGUUAUGCAGGAUCCCCGACCUGCAGUUGUAUUCUACGGGCCAGACCUAAUUAUGAUUUACAACGAGGCAGAAAUAGAACUUCUUGGUGGUUUUCAUCCAUGCAUGGGCAAGAGCGCUCGUGUAGCUCUCGCUCCAGUUUGGCCUGAGUAUUUCGAGCCAAUCAUCCAAAAGAAUCUGGAAGGCGAAACAGUUGAACAGACGAACACAGCCAUUCACAUGGUGAGGUCGGGGUUCCUGGAAGAGACUUAUUUCUCGCUCAAAUUCAUUCCGAUAUUGGAUGCAGACGGCGCAACAGUCGGGCAUUAUGAGCCGCUCGUGGAGACAACUCGAAACGUGAUUGCACAAAGAAGAUCUCGUACACUCUUGGAGAUAAGUGAAGAGUUACCACGAGCACGUAACUCCGAAUCGUACUGGCCUCUCGCAGUUGAGGUUUUAUCGCGCAACGACAAGGACAUUCCAUUUGCUUUACUUUACGCUGCGGAGGCAGAAUCAAGCAGUUCUUCAGCAUCGAGCUGGACUCGGUUUUCAGACACUCAGCAACAGUGUAGACUUCGCGGUUCUUUCGGUCUACCUCUAGGCUCACUGGCUGGUCCAGCGCAUCUCGACUUCCGACAGGACUAUGGCUUCUCUCCAUAUUUCAGAGAAGCAAUGGUUGCACGAAAGCCUAUCACAAUCUCACUCCAACCCGGUUCACCAGCCGCCGAGCUUGUGAAGGGAAUACAAUGGCAAGGAUUCGGUGAUCCGUGCCGCGAAGCUGCUAUUUGUCCUUUGAAUCCUACUUCAUCGACAGAUAAUAUACUUGGAUUCAUGGUCAUUGGAUUGAACCCGCGACGACCCUACGAUGAUGACUAUCUUCAAUUUAUACUGGUCACUAGUCGAUUAUUGUCAACAUCCUUGACAUCUAUCUUGCUCCACGAAGAAGACCUUGGAAGACGCGAAAGGACGAUUGCCAAUGCUGAAGCUAUGAAACAAGAACUCAGACAGCAGCUCCUGGAGUCACAGAAUGAACUAGAGCGAAGUUUGACAAAGUUUCAGCGCUUUGCCGAGCGUGCUGACAUUGGGAUUUUUAUACUUGACAUGGAGGGAAUCUAUACAUACCGAAACAAAGCGUGGUAUGAUAUAUGCUCGCCUGGAGAUCGAGACGUUGACCUCGAGGAAGCCUGGAGCCUAAUUGUUGACUCCGAAUACCAUGAAAUGGGCCAGGCCAAGUUUGCAGCGGUUGUUGAGGAGAAAAAGCAUCAGACUUGGACUGUAACUGGCAAGAACUUGGACGACUCCCUGUCGAAUCAACAGCCCAUGUGGGUGAUAUGUUCUAUUUUCCCCGAGCUCAACGAAGAGGGCGCCGUAAUCGAGAUCAUUGGAUGUAUCACGGAUAUAAGGUGUGCAAUCUAUCCAUCGCACUUCGUCUAUGCUCAUACUAUGUUCAGCCAGCAAAAAUGGAGUGAGAAGCUCCAGGAAACACAAGCUCUAGACUCUCAGGAAUCCAAGAGGCAACUGGAAAAUUUCAUCGACACUACCUCUCAUGAGAUGCGUAAUCCAUUAUCUGCAAUUUUGCAAUGUGCCGACAGCAUUAUAGCCUCACAUAGAGAUUGCAAAGAUUCUACUGGUUACCAGCAUAUUUACCGGAAGAUUGUAGAAUCGACUGUGGAAUCUGCAGAGACCAUCGUACAAUGUUCGAAGCACAUGAAGACUAUUGUGGAUGAUGUGCUAACCAUGUCUAAACUGGACUCCGGCCUCUUUGUCAUGACACCCACCGUGGUCCAGCUAGACUCGAUUGCUCGAGAUGCCGUGAGGAUGUUCGAAGGCGAGGCAAAGGCUGCUGAUGUUGACCUAAAGUUCCGCUUGGAGGACUCAUUCAAGUCGGUCAACGUUAACGACGUUUCGCUCGAUCCAACAAGGGUGCUUCAGAUAUUGAUUAACUUGAUCACAAACGCAAUCAAGUUUACCCGACUUGAAGAUAAGCGCAAAAUAAACAUAAGUCUUGGACUAUCUCUCCAAACCCCGCUUUACAAUGCCGACGGACACGUGCAGUUUAUACGUUCCGCUGAAACUGCUGAGGCCCAGGCUCUACAAGCCGAUUGGGAGAAGGGAGAAGUUGCAAGUGAUAUACAUGUCAUCUUCACCGUCCAGGAUACUGGCCGUGGCUUGAGUGCUGCUGAACACGAACUCAUGUUUGCCCGCUUCUCCCAAGCAUCACCACGCACACACAUAGACUAUGGUGGCUCCGGCCUAGGCUUAUUCAUCUCCCGCCGUCUCACAGAGAUGCACGGUGGAGCCAUUGGCUUUGCCUCCACCAAAGGAGUCGGCAGUACCUUCUCCUUCUACAUCAAAGGCCGCAAAAUCCGCCUUCGCUCGCCCACGGGCGAACGCAACACCGCCGUCGACAUGAGCCUACGCACCCAAUCCACCAUCCUCGACAACAGCCGCACCCGCAACGCAAAGGACGAACCCAGCCACCCCCAAACCCCAACAGCCCACACCACCACCACGCCUCAAGUCCCCGCCCAAGCUCUCCACAUCCUCGUCGUCGAAGACAACCUCGUCAACCAGCGCGUCCUCGCAAAACAGCUGCGCAACCUCGGCAUGCACGUCACCGUCGCCAACCACGGCGCCGAAGCCCUCGCUCACCUCCGGACCACGCGGUACUGCGCCGACGAUACGUCUGCCGCCAAUCUCUCCCUCAUCCUCAUGGACUGGGAAAUGCCCGUCAUGGAUGGUCUCACAUGUGUCCGUCAUAUUCGCCAGUUGGAAAUCGAGGGCGUUGUACGCGGCCAUGUGCCUGUUAUUGCCGUUACGGCGAAUGUGCGGUCUGAACAGGUCGAAGUCGCGCUCAAGGCCGGCAUGGACAAUUUAAUCUCCAAGCCGUUUAGGAUACCGGAGCUUUGUGCGUGCAUGCAGAAGACGUUGGAGGGGAUUGGGGGGUAG
Molecule: messenger RNA, 3534 nt
Organism: Plenodomus lingam JN3
Lineage: Eukaryota; Fungi; Ascomycota; Dothideomycetes; Pleosporales; Leptosphaeriaceae
Source: RefSeq, a predicted model, not a curated record